AUGUCAUCCGGACCAGGCAUAGAAAUCACUGGUGACACACGUGUGUUUUGGGACGAAGAUACUUUAUCAAUUGCUGGUGCUUUCAAUCCGUUUCAUGUGAGAGUUAAUUUAACCGCUGCUCUUGCUAAGAAGAAUAUCCAUGGUUUUCUUGAGCUCAAUUACUAUUGUGACAAGAAUAUACCCAUCCCAGAUUCGUCCACGCAAGAGAAAUCCAGAUUCCACUUCUAUCCUGACGAUGAACCAGAUUCAGUUGGGAAAACUCUGAGGUCAAAAAUUAUGUUGACUCGCAUUCUUUUAUGGGCAUUCGACUUCAAUCCUGCGAACAAAGAAGGACCAGCUAAUUUGAUGAUUGUCUCAAACUCCGUCCCACAAGAUCCUGAGAUGAUCAGAGUUCUUCAGGCUUUGAGAAAGAGAAACUUCUCUAUUCUCUUAGUACGCUCGGAUAAGCUGGACAACGUCGAGUAUGCUGAUACAGGAGAUCUCCCCGUGGAAAACUUUGAUUGGCUUUGGGGAAGUCUCAUCUUUGGUGAUAAGCCUUUCAUCGACCCAUGUGAAACCCGUGCUGGUUCUGUCUUUUGUAGCGGCUGCCAUGCCAAAGUUUCAAUAAUCACUGAAGAUGAAGAUGAAGAUGAAUAA
Molecule: messenger RNA, 636 nt
Organism: Eruca vesicaria subsp. sativa (arugula)
Lineage: Eukaryota; Viridiplantae; Streptophyta; Magnoliopsida; Brassicales; Brassicaceae
Source: the annotation of a GenBank genome assembly